Molecule: messenger RNA, 2280 nt
Organism: Carassius carassius (crucian carp)
Lineage: Eukaryota; Metazoa; Chordata; Actinopteri; Cypriniformes; Cyprinidae
Gene: fastkd3
Product: FAST kinase domains 3
Exons: 6
Coding region: 149-2137 (662 amino acids)
Biological process (GO): mitochondrial RNA processing; regulation of mitochondrial mRNA stability
Cellular component (GO): ribonucleoprotein granule; mitochondrial matrix
Molecular function (GO): RNA binding
Source: RefSeq, a predicted model, not a curated record
UGCAUCAAUUUAAGUUUUGAGACUCAUCAAUAGAAACCUUACUUGAUCUUAAAACAGGAAAAUUUCUGAUUGCAAAUUCAGUAGAUCAUGAUGUUUAACUUUAACUUACAUGUUUGUUUGUUUUUUGUUGUGACUGUAGGUUAAGGAUAUGGUGGCAAUUUUUAUGAUGGCCAGAACACUGGCACUGAGGCUGCGUUUCCUGAGUCAUUUGGAUGACAAGAUCCUUUCAUCACUGAAAACAUGCGCUGGUAAGCGGCUGUCUUAUACGGGUCUCCGAACCUCUACUGUCUGCUUUCCCACAUGUUCCAGCCUCAGUCCAAGGGGUGUAUGCACCACAGAACGAGACCCAAUGUUCCUUGUUGCUGGAUCUGUUCACCCUUACCAGAAGCUCUUCCCCAGUGGAAGUGGUUUGUCUUUGUUGCACCACCUGACUUCUGAUGAGGACCAUACAUUUAUGAAACGACUCGCCUCCUGUACUUCAUCUCAGCAAGUUCUUCGUCUCUUGCGAUCUUACCCUCUCCUCUCAGGUGCAGCAGCAGCAUCUAUACUUCACCGACUGGCAGACUUGGAGCAGGACUCCGCAUGUGGGCUUUGGAAACCACAGAUACUGCUAUCAGAUGCAGGCCUUAAUAAACUUUGCCAAACACUGGAGCAUGAUUCAGCCAAAUUACAGGAUGAGGUAUUGGUUAGAGCUCUCCUUGGCUGUACACGUCUCUACCUUGACCCUCAGAGCCGCCUAGUGCUAAGGCUGGUGUUUGAAUGUCAAAAGAGACUGAAUUUGGAACAGCUCAGUGUUGAAGCACUAUGUGGGUUAUCAAGGGCUUUAUUUGCAUUGGAAGGCCCUAACAGUGGCAUGAUAAAACAGGCUAUGAGUCACCUCCAAAAUAAAGAUACAGCUCAAUGGAAUACGGCAGAGCUAGUUGCGGUUUACUCUAUGCUAGCAACUGGUUUGGGUGAAGAUGGAUGCUAUCUGGAGCUUCUAAAUGAAAUGAAUGCUCGGGCACUUCAGUUGGUGCAACAAAUGGGCCCAGUGGCGAUUAGCGAAAUUCUAGGUGCUUUAUUCAAAUUAAGACAUAAGGAAGCAUUACCACUUGUAAUUGCACUUUGCAAGCAAGCUGUCCAUCAUGUUCAAAACUUUGCAGAUCCCGAACUGAUUGUGGUGUUGUCAGCACUUAUGCACUAUGGACACAGUGACCACUUUCUUGUGGAAGCUCUUGAGCGCCAUGUGCCCAAGAUUGCCUUUACUGCUCAUGCAGAAACCGUAACCAAGGUGAUGCAGUUUUUCCGUCGAUGGCGCAUUCUUUCUCCACCUGUUUUUAAUGCUGUGGCUGAGAGUUUUGUGUAUCGUGCAGAGGAGUACUCAACGUGGCAGGUAUCACAACAGAUAGCUGCACUGGGAGUUUUGGGAUACCUGCCACCUGAUGCUGGGAGAUUGUUCAGAAAGGUGGAGUCUGUUUUGCAUGCCCGGUUUUCCCAAUUUCAGCCCAGAGCCCUGCUAGACCUACUGUAUGCCUGUACCCUUCUACAGAGAUACCCACUUAACUUUGUCUCAAAAGUCUUCAGCCCUUACUUCAUGCAACAGCUACAGGGGGAGGAGGGCAGUGGGAUAGAUCACAGAGUGCUUGCACAGUUGACCCAACUUUACAUGACUGUAAAGCUCGAGUGUCCAUUUUAUGAUGGACCACGACUUUCGCCGAAGUUUCAAGUAAAGUCAUUUUUGGCUUCUGGACAGUCUUUGGAGACACCGGUGGAACUUCAUUUCUAUAAUGCUGUGAAGUCCGCCUUAGUAGAUCUGCUGGGAGCUCAAUCUUACUUUGCUUCCAGAGUACUUACACCAUAUUGUUAUACGUUAGACAUUGAGAUAAAACUAGAUGAAGAAGGGUACGUCUUGCCUGCUUCGCAUACAGAUGAAGUCCAUAAAAGAAUUGCUCUCUGUAUUGAUGGAUCAAAGCGCUUUGCAGCAAAUGCAGAGAAACUACUAGGCAAGGAAGCCAUCAAGCAGCGUCACCUGAGGAUUCUGGGAUAUGAAGUUGUUCAGAUUUCAUACUAUGAAUUUGAGAAACUCAAGGAUAAAAAAGAGGUUGUGGAAUAUCUGCACAAGAAGAUUUUUCCUCACAGCUACAGACUCAGCUGGUGAUACUUGGAUUACCAAAUGGAUAUUGAACUACAAUUCAUUAGGUUUAUUAUGUAUACAGAAGUUUGUUUUUUGCUUGUACAGAAAUGUGGUAUGUAAAUUAUUUAUUUAUGCUUUCAAUAAAGUGUAUUGCAGUACAAAGUAAA